GCCGCGACUGCACUGAACCGCGCAAAGAGCGCUCCGACACCAGGAGUUGCUUCAACUGCGGAUCGGCUGACCAUAUGAGCCGCGAGUGCUCGGAGCCGAAGAAGGCGCGCAAUAUUACGUGUUAUAAUUGCCAGGAAGAGGGACACGGAUCCAGAGACUGCACGAACCCCAAGAAGCAGCGCCAAGGCGGGCCCCACAGGACCAACAAUAACAGCUCUGCCGCCGACGACUGGGGAUCGGGUGGCGCGACGACCACCGCUGGCAAUGGCGGCGGCGCUGCCGAUGACUUUGAUUGGGGAACUGGCGGUGAUUCGAGUGCCAACGCGAACGGCGGUCGCAGUGGUGGCGGCGGUGGAGGUAAUGAGUGUCGGCGCUGUCAUACAGAGGGCCACUUCGCCAAAGACUGUCCUAACAAUUCAGGCGCCGGUCCUAAUGAGUGCAGGCGUUGCAAGAAAGAGGGCCACAAAGCGGCCGAUUGUACUGAAGAGGUGUUGGGAGAGGACGGCAAACCCCUUCCCCCGCCCUAUAGGCCGACACUCGUGGACGAGAACUCGGAUGGUCUGUACGACACGACCCCCACCGGCAUUAACUUCAGCCGAUACGAUAAGAUCAAUGUGAAUGUGUCGGGCAAACUGGCGCCGCCGCCCAUCAACGCCUUCUCCGAUGUGGUGAAGAGCGCUCUCAUGACGGAAGCCAUCGAGAAGUGCAAGUAUACCAAACCAACGCCUGUCCAGAAGUACGCCAUUCCCAUAAUCGCUGCAAAGCGUGAUCUCAUGGCCUGCGCGCAGACCGGCUCUGGAAAGACAGCGGCCUUUAUUUUGCCAAUCCUUCAGAAUCUGCUCUCAAUGGAAGAGCUGCCGUCGCUCUAUGGACAGGCAGUCCAGGAGCCCCUUUGCGUCAUAAUCUCUCCCACUCGGGAACUGGCGAUCCAAAUACAUACAGAAGCCGUCAAGUUUGCGAAGGGAAGUAUCGUUAAGCCGUGUCUCAUAUAUGGCGGCACUUCCUCUGGCUAUCAAUUGGCUAACAUCUCGCGCGGCGCUCACCUACUGGUGGCCACUCCGGGCCGUCUGUUGGACUUUGUAUCGAAGGGAAAGGUGUCGUUCGCGAACCUAAAGUACCUGGUCUUAGACGAAGCCGACCGUAUGAUAGAUCAGGGCUUCCUUCCAGAGGUGCGCCGAAUGGUGACACACGAGACAAUGCCCGACAAGACUAACCGCCAGACUCUCAUGUUU
Molecule: messenger RNA, 1232 nt
Organism: Oppiella nova
Lineage: Eukaryota; Metazoa; Arthropoda; Arachnida; Sarcoptiformes; Oppiidae
Source: the annotation of a GenBank genome assembly